AUGAGCAGCAACAGCAGCAGCAGCAAUAGCAGCAGCAGCAUCAGUAGCCCCAGCAUGAGUAGCGGCAGCACAAGCAUCAGCCGCAGCCGGAGCCGCAGCAGCAUCAGCCGCAGCAGCAGCAGCAGCAGCAGCAGCAGCAGCAGCGUUGCUGCAGCAGCCAUGCGUUUGUCUCUUGCGCAGUGUAUACGCAGCUUGUUGGUCUCUCCUGGCUGCUGCCUGCGUUUAAUGAAUGAACAAGAUGUCUCCCUUGUAGCUAAUGCUGCUGCUGUUGCUGCAGAAACCCCACAUCCUGCUGCUGCUGCUGCUGCAGCACAGCUUCUAAGGCCCCUGCUGGCCGAGGUUGUGCGCGUCUGCUGCACCUGGAGCAGCAGCAGCAACAGCAGCAGCAGCAACAGAAGCACAGAAUCGGGGCAGCAGCAGCAACUACUGCAACAAGCACAACACCAACACCAGCACCAACAGCAGCAGCAACCGCAGCAGCAGCAGCAGCAGCAUAGGUUGCUGCUGCAGUCUAUGGGGCCCCAGGGUUUAAGCUUGCUGUUUGCUGCACUGCAGCGGCUGCAGCCGCAGCUGCAGUGCGCAGAAAAAUUUUUGCUGGUGAACAGAGCGAUGGAGAUGUUAAAGGCAACACAAACCCAUGGUCUUGCUGCUGCUCCUGCUGCUGCUGCUCCUGCUGCUGCUGCUCCUGCUGCUGCUGCUGCCGCUGCUGCUGCACCUGCUGCUGCUGAUAAUUCUGCUUCGCGGGAUGAUAAGGACUCGCGGAAGUGCAGCAGCAGCAGCAGCUGCAGCAGUAGCAGCAGCAGCAGCAAGGACCGGUGUACGGCGCAGCAGCUAACUUUGCUGCUGCACGCGCUGCAGCAGAUGCCGUCGUUGCCUCGUUUACAGGCAGCAGCAGCAGCAGAAGCAGCAGCAGCAGUGCUGCAGCAAGAAGCAGCAGCUUUCUCGCCUCAGGGCCUUCUCCUCUGUCUGAGAGCCCUAGCUAAGGGACGCCAUAUCGACUUGCAUACACUAGAGGCAAUUCUACGGUGUCUAGCCAGCCGCAAGAAGGAGCUCCGUGCUGCGCUGCAGCGGGAGCAGCACUACGCGGUGCUGCUGCAUGCGCUUGCUGCUACUGCGACAUCUGCUGCCUGUAGCAGCAGCAGCAGCAACAGCAGCAGGAGCAGAAACAGCAGCAGCAACAACAACGGUAGCAGCAGCAGCGGCAACAGCAGCAGAACCAGAAACAGCAACAGCAGCAGCGGCACCAGCAGCACCAGCCGCAGCAGCAGCAACAACAGCAGCAGCAGCAGCAGCAGCAAUAUAGAGAUCGCCAGUUUGAGGGAAGGUUUGCUGCAGCUGCUGCUGCAGCAGCUGCCGCAGGUAGUUGCUGCAUGUACACCUCAAGGGCUAGCUGGGAUCUUCGUGUCGCUUGUAAAGUUAGAUAGAGCCAAUAAACCCAUCAGCAGCAGCAGCAGCAGCAGCAGCAGCAAUAGCAGCAGCAGCAGCAGCAGCAGCAGCAGCAGCAAUAGCAGCAGCAGCAGCAGCAGCAACGUGCUGUGCCCUGACCAGCUGCUGGCCUUGCCUCGUCAUUUGCUGCAUUGCUGCUUCUCAGCUGCAGCAGGGGCCUCUGCUCCAGCACCCUGGCAUGCUGCGCUGCUGCUGCAUGCGCUGCAGCAGCUACCCUCUAUUUCCUCACAGCAGCAGCAGCAGCAGCAGCAGCAGAGGCUGCAGCACUAUUUGCUGGGUGCGGGGGACUGUUUAAUGGAGGCGCUGCAGCCGUUGCUGCUGCUGCUGCAGCAGCAGCAGCAACAGGGGGUUGACCCCUUUGCUGCAGCUGCAGAGACACCCGAAGCGGCGGCAAUGAAGCAGCAGCUGCUGCGUCUGCUGUCACAGCAGCAGCUUCCUGCUGCUGCUCUGCUGCAGCUGCAUGCAGUGCUGCUGCACAUCCACUUAGAGCUACCAGAGGGAAUCAAGGUGCUGCCGCUGCAGCUGCUCCGUGCUGCUGCUGCGCUGCUGCUGCUAGCUGAUGCCGCGAUGCGCAGGAUGCUGCUGCUGCAGCAAAACGCAGCAGCAGCAGCAAAUGCAGCAGCGGCAGCCACCGGAAGCUCGCAGGAAGAUCUACUGCCGCUAGAAGACAUGCAGCAACAGCAGCAGGAGCAGCAGCAGCUCGAAGAGGGCCCCUCAACCUCGCUGCUGCACCGAUCUGUUCUACGCUGCCUUUACGGCAUGCAGCAGCAGCAACAGCAGCAGCAACAGCAGCUAUGGCAGGUAGCUGCAGAGACACCUGCAGGCCCUUACGUCCUCGACAUUUUGCUGCAGCAAACCCCGGGGAUCGGACGAUCCCAGAGUGUGGGGUAG
Molecule: messenger RNA, 2337 nt
Organism: Eimeria acervulina
Lineage: Eukaryota; Apicomplexa; Conoidasida; Eucoccidiorida; Eimeriidae
Exons: 3
Coding region: 1-2337 (778 amino acids)
Cellular component (GO): nucleus
Source: RefSeq, a predicted model, not a curated record